Cryptomeria japonica (Japanese cedar) is the source of this 1231-nucleotide messenger RNA. RefSeq names its product peroxidase 11. Gene Ontology annotation, molecular function: peroxidase activity; heme binding. The record is from RefSeq and is a predicted model, not a curated record. Bases 10 to 1002 code for a protein of 330 amino acids. The transcript has 4 exons. Gene Ontology annotation, biological process: response to oxidative stress; hydrogen peroxide catabolic process. NCBI's taxonomy places the organism in Eukaryota, Viridiplantae, Streptophyta, Pinopsida, Cupressales, Cupressaceae.
AAUAACAUCAUGGCCGAAUCAAUGUCUGUAAUUCUUUUGCUUCUGGUUUUAACGUCGUAUAAAAUGAGUUGUUUGCAUGCACAAGAUCUUCCUAUUCUGAUGCCCCAUUACUACGAGAAAAGCUGUCCCUGUGCAUUUCCCAUCAUAAGAAAUGAGAUGCACCUCGCUCUUCUCAAAGACCCUCGCAUGGCCGCUUCUCUUCUUCGCCUUCAAUUUCACGAUUGCUUUGUUCAGGGCUGUGACGCAUCUUUGCUUUUGGACGACACGCCAACAUUACGAGGGGAGAAGACAGCCAAUGCAAACAUCAAUUCUGCGAGAGGUUUUGACGUCAUUGAUUUGAUUAAAACUAAACUGGAAAGUGAGUGCCCCGGCGUUGUUUCUUGCGCGGAUAUUAUCACCAUUGCUGCUCGGGAUGCUGUACUGCUGAGUGGAGGGCCUUACUGGGAAGUAUCUUUAGGCAGAAAGGACUCAUCAACUGCAAGCUUCAAUGAUGCCAACAAUAACAUUCCAACACCAAAUUCAAACUUACAGACUUUGAUCACAUCAUUUCAGAAGCAGGGACUUUCAACUGUUGACAUGGUGGCAUUACUGGGUGGUCACACAAUUGGGAACGCUCGAUGCCAGAAUAUAAGGCCAAGAAUUUAUAAUAACAGUGCAAGCAUGGCUUUUUCUGAGCCACAUCUAUCUAUGGUUAAAGCAGCGUGCCCUCCAAGUGGGAAUGAUAAUGGUGUUUGGCCUCUGGAUUUCCCAACUCCAAUUUUGUUUGACAAUUCUUAUUAUAUAAACCUAGUGAGAGGAUUGGGACUGCUCAACUCUGACCAGACACUUUAUUCAGAAGGGAGUGAAACAAAAGAAAUUGUUGAAUCCUAUGCACACGAUCCUUUGGGAUUUUGGAAGCAAUUCUCUGAAUCAAUGGUGAAGAUGAGUAACAUAGUCGACCCUUUAACUUUUGUAACUGGUGAAGUUCGAAAGAAUUGUCGCACAGUCAAUGAUCCACUUUAAUGCUUCCAUUUCAUGGAUGUUUAUCAAAAAAUUUCCCUAUAACAACAUAUAGCUGAAGAGAAGAAAUAUCUUUUCAUUUCAAUCAAAGUUUGGUUUGAGAUCUAAGAGGCUCUUGACUAUUGAAAUGAAGUUGAAUCUUAAUUUAGAUAGUUAGUAUGAUUUUUCCAUAGUCAUAAAUAGUUGUAUACAAGCUUUUGGAUAAUGAAUUGUAUUUUUUUUUAUUUCGACA